AUGGCGUGCACCAAGUUCGGGCUUGCGCCCGAGCUGCUUCGAAAGAUGAUCGAGGCUGGCUUCGAUACCUUCGGUAGGGUGGCAUUUGCAGCCGGGGCGAAUCCUAUGACGCUAACGGACAGUGCCGUCGAUGAGUGGAUCGCUACUUUUGAGGAUCCACUGCCGAGUCUGUUUCAGAUUUCAGUCAUCAGGAGGAUCGCUUAUGAAAGCCAGAAUGUCAGCAUUGCCGACCUCAAGGCCAGAGUCGAGCCAAGUACCGAAGUGCAGGUGCGUAAACUUCCUGUGGCGGAGCGUUUGGUUAGGCAAGAGGAGCAGGCCAAGAGGCUGACCGGGUUGCAGCUGACUCCACACAACAUGCCGGGCCAUGCGUGCGUGGACGAAGUCGUGAGCAUGAUUGAGAACAACACCCUGAAGUACUUGCCCAUGAAUCGUUGGAUUAGCAGGAGCCAGGAGCUAGCCUUGCGCAAGAACGACCCUGCAGUCUCGUUGGACAACGAAGGAAACAUAAAGAUCAGUGGCAAGACCCCAGAUCUGACUUGUGAUACUUCGGGGUUGUAUGCACUCCGGCAAGCCUUCCAGCGAUGCGCUUUGGCGUUUGAUUUAGGGCACUUAGCCACGUUCGGGUGUAUGGAAGCCUGGACAAACGACAUCUUCGAGAGGACCCAAAGGACUCCCCCGAAAGGCUAUGCAGCGGUUAGCAUUGGUCAGCUAAUUUCCGCUGACCGCGAGAUGUUUGUGCAAGCGGUUGACCCACCGCCCGCACCGCCUGAGGACGCUGCUCCUCGUGAUCCGAAGGGCGGUGGCAAACUCAAGAAGGCUCGCAGGCAAAUGCAGUCUGAAAGUUACCAAGGGCGGGUGUGCCAAGGGAUUCCACCAGUGCUGGAAGGAGUUUGCAACAAGCAUUUUGCAGUCUGGUUCCUCCCCAAGGCAUGGCAAGGCAGGCGGCUAGUGUUAGUGGCCUAUUCGGUGCAAGCACUGGAUCGGCUCUCAGCUGACGACAGUCGUGGGCAGCUGUCUCGGGCGCUGUGGAAGGCAGGCUUUCUAGUCCUGUCCCUAGACGCUUCCAUUGCAAAUGCCGCGGCACCCACUGCCAAGCUCAACGUGGGCACUGAUCAAGGUGAUCGUCUUGCAAGUCAGCCGAAACCCUUGAGAUCCAGCAAAUUUCCUCUCGGAUUGCCCAACCUGGAUGAGGCUGCAUCUGCAAAAGUCAGGAUGGUCACAGCUGGCCAUUGCAAGGACUGGAAACAGUCCUCUUCCACAACUGCUGUCAUGGAGGUCUUGGACGAAUACAUGACGGCAAGUCCUGCCGAACUGGCCCUGAAAAGGAGGUUGGCACUGCUGAAAGUGAAGCUUCUUGUUCGUUCCUUGGAAAGGUUGCUUGAAGAAUUCAAAUAUGACGAUCUUGAGGCAACGAAGUUCAUGAUGGAGGGGUGUCCACUGGUCGGGACGUCCGACCUUCCCAAGCCCUUUGAUGCCAAAAUCGUGCCCGCCACCUUGAUCGAGCAAGAGCUUCGCGCUACCGCCAAGGCCCGCAGGCAAACCUUGGUUCAGACAGGGCGGCCGGGCGAUGCCGAGCAUGUUGAGCAUCUUGUGCGAUCCACUUUGGACGAGGUGGACCGAGGAUUCCUGGAUGGACCGUUUACGGAAUCCGAGGUUUCCAAACGUCUUGGUCAUGCAGAUUGGACGGCAGUGCGAAGAUUCGUGCUCGUACAAGGUGCCGAGAUGAAGCUUCGUCCGAUUGACGAUUGUGCCGAAGCUCAGCUGAAUGAUGCAUACACGUCAAUGAUUAAGCUCCGAAUGAUGGACUCGGACUAUAUUUCAUCUCUCGCUUUGAAGAUUGCCCAUCUUGAAGCAGAACGCAUGACCCAAUUCUUCAUUGGGAACGCUUUAGUUUUCGGUGCAACAUCUGCUGUCUUCGCCUUUAAUAGGUUUUUAGUACUAGGAAUGUCACUUGAUCUGAGCCAGAUCCAGAGUCAAGUUGUGGUCCUCGCCAACAAGCCCGGCAGGGCGGAGAGGAUUUCGCAAAAGCUUGGAGAGAUCGCGACGGCUGGGCGAAUCAACAGGCAUGAAGCCCAAGUUCUUCGCGGAUUGCUGCAGUUUGCCUCGGGGUUCUAUGCAGGCAGGGGUUUAAAGCAGACCUGCUGUUGGCUUGGAGAAGUGGUGAAAGGCGUGCCUUUUUCCCCCGAGCAGGUGCGAGAAAGAUGCAAGCAAGCACGGUGCAUAAUCGCAUCCUCGUCGCCGCGCUUUCUGCGUGUGAGCCCUUCUGAACCUUUGCUCCACCUCUACACUGACGGCUCUUGGGAGAAGAAUGUUGCAGGCAUCGGUGCAGUGCUGUUCGAUGCAGGCACGAACCGUGGCCGGGUCUUUCAGGGCUUCGUUGAUCCCUGGCUGGUGAAGACUUGGCUGUCGUCCGUGGGCGAACAACUCAUUUGUGAGAUUGAGCUGUAUGCGUUGGUCGCCAUCAGGCAUGUUCUUGGCUCGACCUUCGAAGGUUGA
Symbiodinium necroappetens is the source of this 2496-nucleotide messenger RNA. NCBI's taxonomy places the organism in Eukaryota, Dinophyceae, Suessiales, Symbiodiniaceae. The record is from the annotation of a GenBank genome assembly.